AUGCUUCGUUCUCUUUCAGAGCUUUGUGUGAAUGAUCCGCCGGAGAUCAACCAUGCCACCUUCAAAGCCCUCGCCUACAAGAAUGGCACUAAGUUAAACUGUGAAUGCAAGAGAGGUUUCCGCAGAAUAAAAUGUGGGUCAUCCUAUAUGAUUUGCACAGAAAAUUCUGCCAUGGGUACAAACCACAUUCAUAUGUAAAGCACUUGUAAGUUGAUUUUUGUAAUACAAAGUGUGAAAAGAACAUAGGAUACAAAGCAAGUUACACCUCCACCUGAAGAACAGAAAGAAAGAACAACCAUAGAAAUGCAAACUCAAACACAGCCUGAGGACCAACUGAACCUUGCAGGUUACUGCAGGGAGCCCCCUCUCUGGGAACAUGAAGAUACAAAGAGAAUUUAUCAUUUCAUGGUGGGACAGACAGUUCAUUAUCAGUGCAUCCAGGGAUACAAGGCCCUACAAAGACAUCCUGCCACAAGCACCUGCAAAAUGAUUUGUGGGGAGACCAGGUGGACCCGUCCCCAGCUCACAUGCAUAAACGAAAAUGAGCACCAUCAGUUUCCAGGUGAAGAAGACUCUCAAGUGAGCGUGGAUGCUGUUACUGAGAGUGAGACUUCCUGCCCUCCUGCCACGACAGGUACAGAGAAUGAUUUCCAACAACCUACAGAAGUGGCUACAACUAUGAAGACAUUCAUAUUUAAAUGGAGCAUCAGAUGCUCCUUUGAUGCUUACCUACCCUGGCUCCUUGAACCUCCUAAGAAAGCCGCAGGGAAAGAGAAAGCAGAAACUGUAGCACCCACCUCCUCAGGAGUGGCCGGCUGUGUCUUCCUACUGAUUAGUGUCUUCGUUCUGAGUGGGCUCACCUGGCAACGCAGAUGGAAGAAGAGUAGAAGAACCAUCUAGAAAACCAAGAGUGGUAAGAAGCCAAGGACAGCCAACUAAAGUCAGAAAAACAAGUAAAAUCAAAGAUGUUAAGCACCCAACAGUCAUCUCCUUUGCUCCCUUGGGUUUUGGAAAGUUCUGAAGUCACAUCACAGGAUAUCAGGCAACUGCAACUCAUCAUCAAACCAGUCUGUACCAUCAAAGGGUGGUGCUACCUGCUUUGAAGCAGCAAGUCCAAGGUCUUUAAAGGGAAA
Molecule: messenger RNA, 1133 nt
Organism: Castor canadensis (American beaver)
Lineage: Eukaryota; Metazoa; Chordata; Mammalia; Rodentia; Castoridae
Source: RefSeq, a predicted model, not a curated record